UUUGUAGUUUGUUACAGUACAGGCGACAUUUAUAAACCCUCGGUUACAAUAACAAUCCAAUGCUUCAAAUUAAAAUCCUCCGCACGUCCCUCACCUCAAUCUUUAUUUUGAAACCGGAAAUAGAACCCACCAAGUCAUCCGCAAUUAGCACACGAAGCUAACAAGUCAAGCUCGGGCCGUCGCCGGUGUGCCAAACUCACCAUGACCGAAAUGUGGCGUUCGUUGUGACAACUUGACGCCGAGAUGAUGAACGACAUCUCCGAGGAGCCGGAGAAGGACAGCUUGCUGGAAGCUCCGCCGAAUCCGCACAAUAUUACGGGGAACGGUAGCGGCACACGGCCCAAAAACAGCGAUGGAGGAAUCAGGCCGACGGAGAAGAGAGGACCUUACAUCAUGUCCAGAGUGCCUGCCAUCCACCUCAAGCUACAGAAACACAGGGAGUUCGCCAGGAAGGCUCUGAAGAAGAAGGCUCUGUCACCAGGACCUCCUGUCAUACAUCAGCCCAGACAAGGAGCCAAGAGGAAAGUGAAAUAUAACAAGGGCUACACUGCUUUGAGUCAGCAUGCGGAGGAAACUUUGAUUGCACUGGAUUCAGGCAGCGAUGAUGAGAUUGAUCUGGAGCAGUGCUCCUCAGGCUACUCCUCGGCCGAGAUCCACCCGGACUUAAGCAAGCAGCUGCUUCAGGACGGCUACCGCCUAGACGAGAUCCCCGACGACGAGGACCUGGACCUGAUCCCGCCCAAGGCCAUGGGCUCCUCCGUGUGCUGCUGCGCCGAGGGCCCGUCCUGCUGCACGCAGUGAGGGGACGCUUCUGACUUCAGAGCAGGUUUGGGAUCAAAGUCGCCGGCGCUCGCUGCCUUCAAAGCCGGCAACACUGCUGGAGCCUGAAGCUCUUCCUCCUCUUCUUCUUCUUCUUCUUCUUGAGGAAGAGGCGUGGCAUGACCGCACAGAUGGACAGCAACAAAAUAAGCCUUAUCCACUGUGACUCCAAAGCUAUUUUUCUAUGUUCGCGUUAUUUCUUUUUAUACCUGAGACGUCAACUAUGCUAGCACUCUAAAUAGAAUGGCACGGGGGCGAGAGUUCCCAUGAUGCACUCUGGUGUUCUUUAAGACUCCAUCGCCUGCAACUAUUAACUACAACAACUCGGGAUGGGUACCGAAUUCUGUGCUUUUAUAGGCACCGACCAAAUUCCGUUGGUACUACCGGGUAUCAAUUCACGUAAAAUCAUACGAUGUUAUAUUUCAAUACCUUUGUUACACGUGACGUCACGUCCGGUUGAAAAUGAAACUUCGGCUCCCAUAAAGAGUCAAGCAGUAAUGUUGCAAUUUUCACCACCAAACAAAGCAAGUAUGCUUGGUAGAAAACGCUCUAACCUGAAGUAAGGCCCCACUCUUCUUUUUGGAUGCUAAUUGGUUUUGCCAUAGACGGGCUACUAUUAGUAUUAGCGACUUUACAUGGCAAUUUCAACACUUCCAAAUGUGAUAAUGAAAAGUACAACUAAGAUGAAUGUUACAGUCAAACAACUGGUGUGUAAUAAGCACAAUACUUACAGCAUAAACACCUUGUAGGGCGCAACAUGACACAUUCGGCUUCCUGGAAAAAGCUACUUCCUAGUUCAGGGGUCGGCAACCUUUACCAGUCAAAGAGCCAUUUUGACCAGUUUCACAAAUGAAAGAAAACAAUGGGAGCCACAAAAAUCUUUUGAAAUUUAAAAUGAAAUAACACUGCAUACACAGUUUUUUUUCUUGAUGUGUGCUAUGUAUAAAUCAAGGGUCUCAGACACGCGGCCCACACCUUAAUAUGAAAAUUGAAUAUUAGUGCGGCCCGUGGGUUUUACAUGAUUGGCGCUUGACAGCGUCAUACUUGUCAAACUUCCAGAUUUUUCCGGCAGACUACGAAAUUCAAGGCAACUUUUCUUUCGAACAUGCCGUGAUGGUACAGCAUUUAGCGCCUACUACAACCAGCGUACCGGCCCGGCCCAGCCGGGUUUCAACUUGCUCACGUUAGUGACAACAAGGCAUACUUGCUCAACAACCACACAGGUUACACUGACGGUGGCGGUAUAAAAAACUUUAACACUCUUACUAAUAAUGCGCCACACUGUGAACCCACACCAAACAAGAAUGACAAACACAUUUUGGGAGAACAU
Messenger RNA from Nerophis lumbriciformis (worm pipefish), 2149 nucleotides. RefSeq names its product family with sequence similarity 219 member B (gene fam219b). The record is from RefSeq and is a predicted model, not a curated record. Lineage: Eukaryota; Metazoa; Chordata; Actinopteri; Syngnathiformes; Syngnathidae.